Molecule: messenger RNA, 2028 nt
Organism: Theobroma cacao (cacao)
Lineage: Eukaryota; Viridiplantae; Streptophyta; Magnoliopsida; Malvales; Malvaceae
Source: RefSeq, a predicted model, not a curated record
GGCUUAAUGAUAUUAUUUAUGAAACUACUUAAAAAGAAGUAUUCAAAAUAAAUUCUAUAGUGUUAACGUCAUUGUCCACAAGAAAAAAGAAAAGUUGAAACCAAUGAGGGAAAAAAAUCAAACACUUUACAACUUCCAUUGUAACUGUAAGGUGUAGGAACAGGAGUAUCGUCCCACCAUCAUGAGAAAAUAAGAAAGGGACAGUUUAAGUUUCACUUACAACACAGCCCAAAAUACACAUAAAAAAGAAGUACAUUUGACCGUGAAUCCAAUACAACAUAAGUACUUAAAACAAAAAGACAACCGAACAAAACAAAAGGGCCACGAGGGGGAGAGAGAUACAGAAGCAGCAGAAGAAGAGAAGAAAGAAGCAGAAGCCAGAAGGAGCAGAAACAACAACAGCCAGCAGUAACACAAGAAAACCAAAAGUGGGUCACAACAACACACGUCGUCUUCAGGCAAAAUCCAUGUGCCCACAUGGCUGUUUGUGAGUUUUGAAAGAAACAAAUAAACAAACAAAAAAAACCCAACUUUUUUUAUUACUUGUUUUUCCUCAUAUUUUUAUAUAUAUACAUAUACAUGAGAUUGUCACUGAGUUCUAGUUUUUAGUAUAGAUUUUGGACAGAGAGACCCAGAAUCAGAAGUAGCUCAAACAAGAAUAGAAAGUGAAGAAAAACUAAGAAAAAGUUGGAGUUGAGAAGAUGAAGGAGAAAAGUGAGAGUGGUGGAGGAGGGUAUGUAAGAGCAGAUCAGAUAGAUCUGAAGAGCUUGGAUGAGCAACUCCAAAGGCAUCUUAGUCGAGCAUGGACGAUGGAGAAGAACAAGAACAGGAAAGAGGAAGGAGAGGAAGGUGGUGGAGGUGGAGAACAGCUAAGGCCAAGCAACACCAUGAGAAGACAAGAGUGGGAGAUUGAUCCUUCUAAGCUUAUCAUCAGAGGUGUCAUAGCUCGUGGCACCUUUGGUACUGUUCACCGUGGUAUUUAUGAUGGCCAAGAUGUUGCUGUUAAACUCCUUGACUGGGGAGAAGAGGGCCACAGAUCAGAGGCUGAAAUAGCUUCACUUAGAGCAGCUUUUACACAAGAAGUUGCUGUGUGGCAUAAACUUGAUCAUCCUAAUGUAACAAAGUUUAUAGGGGCAACAAUGGGCUCGUCAGAGCUGAACAUACAGACAGAAAAUGGUCACAUUGGCAUGCCAAGUAAUGUUUGUUGUGUUGUUGUUGAAUAUUGUCCUGGGGGUGCACUGAAAUCUUACCUGAUAAAGAAUCGAAGAAGGAAGCUGGCCUUUAAAGUAGUUAUUCAACUGGCACUAGAUCUUGCACGAGGGUUGAGCUAUAUUCAUUCCAAGAAGAUAGUCCAUAGAGAUGUCAAAACAGAAAACAUGCUUCUGGACAAGACACGUACUGUGAAAAUAGCUGAUUUUGGGGUUGCUCGCCUUGAGGCUUCAAAUCCUCACGACAUGACUGGAGAGACUGGAACGCUUGGUUACAUGGCCCCAGAGGUCCUUAAUGGCAAUCCCUACAAUAGAAAGUGUGAUGUGUAUAGUUUUGGUAUCUGCUUGUGGGAGAUAUACUGCUGUGACAUGCCAUACCCUGAUCUCAGCUUCUCAGAAGUGACAUCUGCUGUUGUCCGCCAGAAUCUGAGGCCAGAGAUACCUCGUUGCUGUCCGAGUUCUCUUGCAAAUGUAAUGAAGCGAUGUUGGGAUGCCAACCAUGACAGACGGCCGGAGAUGGAUGAAGUGGUGUCCAUGAUAGAGGCUAUUGACACAUCGAAGGGCGGAGGCAUGAUCCCGCAUGAUCAGCCUCAGGGUUGUUUGUGUUUUAGGAGAUAUCGCGGACCUUGAUAUUGUUACACCCCCUUGAAUCAAAAGGUGCUUUCAGGGUAGAGUCCAAUUUAUUCAUAUUUAAUUGAAUUGGAAAGAUGGCAAUGUAAGAGCUGAAAGUAGGAAAUUGUGGAGUUUAUUGGCUAAAAGAAAUUCCGCAAUAUCUGCUAUUCGAACAUGCAUUUUGUAAAGCUUUUCUUUCUUUAUCUUU